GAGCUGGUGAGAGACAAAUGGAGUGGCGAACUCUAUGCUGUCAAGUAUAUUGAGAGAGGCCUGAAGAUUGAUGAGCAUGUACAGAGGGAGAUUAUGAACCAUCGCUCCUUGAAGCAUUCCAAUAUUAUAAGAUUUAAGGAAGUUUUUCUAACACCUACUCAUCUAGCCAUAGUCAUGGAAUAUGCAGCUGGAGGAGAACUUUUCGAAAGGAUUUGCACUGCCGGCAGAUUUAGUGAAGAUGAGGCAAGAUAUUUCUUUCAACAACUUAUAUCUGGAGUUAGCUACUGUCACUCAAUGCAAAUUUGCCAUAGAGAUCUUAAGUUGGAAAACACACUGUUGGAUGGAAGCACCGCACCCCGCCUCAAAAUAUGUGAUUUUGGCUAAUCCAAAUCAUCUGUUUUGCACUCGCAGCCAAAAUCUACUGUUGGCACACCAGCCUACAUUGCACCUGAGGUCUUGUCUAGAAAAGAGUAUGAUGGGAAGAUUGCAGAUGUUUGGUCUUGUGGUGUGACGCUAUAUGUGAUGUUGGUUGGAGCUUAUCCUUUUGAAGAUCCAGAGGACCCAAGAAACUUCAGAAAAACAAUUCAGCGGAUUCUCAGUGUCCACUACUCAAUACCAGAUUAUGUAAGAGUUUCCAUGGAGUGCAAACAUCUUCUAUCUCGGAUUUUUGUGGCUAACCCCGAAAAGAGAAUAACCAUUCCAGAAAUAAAAAAGCACCCAUGGUUCUUAAAGAACUUGCCGAUAGAAUUUAUGGAAGAUGAAGGUAAAAUGGAAAAUGAUGAAGAAGACAAGCAAUCUCAAAGCGUAGAAGAAAUAUUAGCUAUAAUUCAAGAGGCACGCAAAGCAGGAGAGGGUGCUAAUAAAGUUGGUGGGUUAUAUAUUGGAGGGAGUAUGGAUCUGGAUGAUUUAGACGAUGCUGACAUUGAUGAUAUAGAGACCAGUGGCGAUUUUGUCUGUGCAUUGUAAUUCUUCAUGACAAAUUAUAUAUUCCUUGCACACUAAUUUACUUUUAAAUCAUCAUCCAAACAAUGUCUAAUCAAUCUCUGCUUCUUCAAAAAGCAGAAGAUGAUAACCUAAUCUUCUUGUGUGUUUUGAUUGGUGAUCGAUCCAUGUGAUGUUGAUUUUUCUUUUCUUAUGUAAACUUUCUUGCUUCUUCUUC
Molecule: messenger RNA, 1159 nt
Organism: Pistacia vera
Lineage: Eukaryota; Viridiplantae; Streptophyta; Magnoliopsida; Sapindales; Anacardiaceae
Product: serine/threonine-protein kinase SAPK1-like
Exons: 9
Biological process (GO): protein phosphorylation; intracellular signal transduction
Molecular function (GO): protein serine/threonine kinase activity; ATP binding
Source: RefSeq, a predicted model, not a curated record